This is a messenger RNA of Ciona intestinalis (vase tunicate), 747 nucleotides long. NCBI's taxonomy places the organism in Eukaryota, Metazoa, Chordata, Ascidiacea, Phlebobranchia, Cionidae. The record is from RefSeq and is a predicted model, not a curated record.
UUUGGAUUUCGUUUCUGUUACGUUUAUUGUACUUUAAAUAUAAAUUUACGCAUUUUAAUUGCAUUGAAGGAUAGUGUUUACAGUUAUAUAACAUUUUAUUGCUGCUUGGGAAUUUGUAAAGUGCAGCAAAUAGACAAAAUGACGGUCAAACCUACUUGCCAAGUUUGCAACGAAAAUCAGCACAAAUACAAAUGCCCUCAAUGCUAUAAACGUUACUGCUCUGUUAAUUGCUACAAGAAGCAUAAAAGUGAAGAUUUUUGCCAAGCUAAUGUCGAAAAACCGCCGAAAAAUGGAGAAAAACAGCUUCAAUGUUUGGAAAAACAAGACGAAGAAACUGAAAAAAUUUCCGAAGAAGUUUUGGGAAGAUUAAAAGAAUCAGAAAAACUGAAAGAUAUUUUAAAGAAUCCUCAUUUAAAAAAACUAUUAACAGAAGUCGAUAAAAAUGAAAAUACUCCACAAUUAAUCAAUGACUUAAUGCAAGAACCGAUAUUUAUUGAAUUUGCCGACCAAUGCUUAGAUAUUAUACAUUAGUUAUAAAUAUUCUACCAAUAUUAAAUAAAACUACCAAAUGUGUUCUUGCAUAACAUUGCCCUAUCACAGUUGUUCGAAACAUUGCAAAUUGAUGUUUUUGUAAUAAAAUAAAUAACACAUGGAAGGUGAAUGCCAAAUCUAACCUCACAUAAAACAUGAAGUGAUCAUUAAACACCUUGGUUUUACAUCCCAAGAAUAAAUAUAAAAGUAACUCAA